Euleptes europaea (tarantolino) is the source of this 1836-nucleotide messenger RNA. It is a transcript of the gene FPGS, whose product is annotated as folylpolyglutamate synthase. The coding region runs from base 1 to 1836 and encodes 611 amino acids. Gene Ontology annotation, molecular function: ATP binding; tetrahydrofolylpolyglutamate synthase activity. Gene Ontology annotation, cellular component: cytoplasm; mitochondrion; cytosol. NCBI's taxonomy places the organism in Eukaryota, Metazoa, Chordata, Lepidosauria, Squamata, Sphaerodactylidae. The transcript is spliced from 15 exons. Gene Ontology annotation, biological process: tetrahydrofolylpolyglutamate biosynthetic process. The record is from RefSeq and is a predicted model, not a curated record.
AUGGGCUCGCGCCGGGUCCGCGCCGUGCAGCUCGCGCUCUUGCAGCUGCUGGCCGAGGCGCCUGCGGCGGCUCCUCCUCCUCCUCCUCCAAGGGCUGCUUCCGCCGCUGCUGCAGCCGCCCGCCGCUGGCUGAGCGCCCGGCCGGCCCGCGCGCCCAGGAUGGAGUACCAGGAUGCCAUUCGGACUCUAAAUACGCUCCAGACGAAUGCCAGCUACCUGGAGCAGGUGAAGCGCGAGCGAGGAGACCCGCAGGCGCAGCUGGAAGCCAUGAAAGGGUUCUUGGAACGCAGUGGGUUAAAGGUCGAAGAUCUGGAUCAACUGAACAUAAUUCACGUCACUGGAACAAAGGGCAAGGGUUCAGUGUGUGCCUUCACAGAACGUAUCCUACGCAACUUCGGCUUAAAGACGGGUUUCUACAGCUCUCCACAUUUGGUCCAGGUGCGCGAGAGGAUUCGAAUUAACGGGCAGCCUAUCAGCAAAGAGCUCUUCAGCAAAUACUUCUGGCAGGUGUAUAACCGGUUGGAGGAGACCAAGGUUUCUGAGCAUGUAGCUAUGCCAGCGUACUUCCGCUUUCUGACCAUCAUGGCUUUCCACGUUUUCUUGCAGGAAAAGGUAGACCUGGCUGUCGUUGAGGUGGGCAUUGGCGGCACAUACGAUUGCACCAACAUCAUCAGGAAACCUGUUGUGUGCGGGGUCUCGUCUCUGGGCAUUGACCAUACAAGCAUCCUGGGGGACACCAUUGAAAAGAUAGCGUGGCAGAAAGGCGGAAUCUUCAAGCCAGGGGUGCCGGCAUUCACAGUGCCGCAGCCAGACCGGCCCUUGGAAGUUCUGAAGGAACAGGCUCAGAGGAACUCGUGCCCUCUCUACCUGUGCCCAGACCUGGAUGCCUUUGAAAAGGAAGAAAAGCCUCUUCGGCUGGGGUUGGCGGGCGACCAUCAGCGCUCAAAUGCUGCUCUGGCCCUGCAGCUAGCCCAUGUGUGGUUGGAGCAGCAAGGGUAUCUGGAUAUUGGUGAGUUGAAGGAUCCGUGGCCCAGCCCUGAGUUGUCAGCAAAGACGCCCCCUCCGUUGGCCCCUGUCUUCAAGCCCGGAGAGCCCAUGCUGCAAGGCCUUCAGGCAACGGAGUGGCUCGGCCGCAACCAAGUCCUGCAUCACGGCCCUGUGACGUGGUACAUCGAUGGCGCCCACACCACCACCAGCAUCCAGGCCUGCGUGCGCUGGUUUCGCCAGGCUGCUCUCAACGAGGAGAAGCCCACAGAUGGCUCCGAAGUCCGAGUGCUUCUCUUCAAUGUGACCGGUGACCGGGACACCGCAGCUCUCCUGAAGCUGCUACUGCCUUGCCAGUUUGACUAUGCUGUUUUCUGCCCCAACUUCACUGAAGUGUCUACUGUGGGCAAUGCAGACCAGCAGAACUUCAACGUCACACUGGAGAACGUCCUGACACGCUGCCUGCAGAACCAGACCUAUUGGAAUCGCCUGAUGGAGGCAAAGGUGGGCCAGGACCCUUGGCUGUCUCCUGCCGCGGAGGUGGAAGGGGUGGGUGGGUGGCUGAAGCCAGCCCCCCUUCACGCCUCCCUGAUCUUCAUGCCUCCCUCUGCUCGGCCGCUCAACUCCAACUCCUUGGUUUUCCCGUGCCUCUCCCACGCUCUGCAGUGGAUCACCCAGGGCAGGGACCCGCACUUCCAAGCCCCGGCCUCCAAAGGGCUCCACCCUCACCCCGUGGCCAGCAGUGGGGCUGUCCUGCUCAAGGAAGCGGCCACCAUCCGGGUCCUGGUGACUGGCAGCUUGCACUUGGUGGGCGGAGUCUUGAAGCUGCUGGAUCCAUCCCUCUCGCAGUAG